Messenger RNA from Ylistrum balloti, 2067 nucleotides. Its product is annotated as mucin-2-like. Bases 1 to 2067 code for a protein of 688 amino acids. The transcript is spliced from 6 exons. NCBI's taxonomy places the organism in Eukaryota, Metazoa, Mollusca, Bivalvia, Pectinida, Pectinidae. The record is from RefSeq and is a predicted model, not a curated record.
AUGAACUGUCAACAAAUGGCUUUUGUGUGGAGUGUGGUGUUGAUGUGUUUCGUUGCAGGUAAGUUCGGAAGGAGAUCUUGUCCCGCAGGGCGCCAAACAGUUGAUAUAUGCACACCUGGCACUGUUCACGGGAGCGAGACUUUACUAAUAGACUUUUCACCGGAAGUUGGAAUAAACUCAUGUAACUGCAACUUCACAAUAGAUGGCGCUAGAUUGAACAUAUCCAGUCUAACAACGCCUCAGAAUUCAUGUGGAUCGCAACUAGAAGUGGAUGUGGGCCUGGAUUAUCUCGAAGUGGACUGUAACCCUGUCAAUAAAUCCUACAACACGUCAGAGAUCAAGCGAGGAAAUAUCUGGACCACGGGGGGCGUAUUCCAUAGCGGAGUGUCGCCUCAAGACUUGUGUCUCGAAUUCACAAUUGAAGGAGGUGCGUCUACAGUGACCGUAACAUGUACUUUUGAGAGAAACUGGGAACGAGGUACCACAACAGAUGUAACUCUCGGCCCUGAGGCUCCCUCGUCCAUCACUAAAACCGUCGGCCUUACCACACCAGCCCUUCUGCGGACCACCACAACAACAGAUCCAGCAACCGCUAAACCAACAACACCACAAACCACAGACAGUGGUACCUCUACCGCAGACAUAUUAGAACCACCAGCCAGCAUAAGAGAUGAAAUUCUCAAGUUGGCCAAAAAUGAUGAAAAACCUGUUGUUUUUGAAGAUGCUAACCUACUCGUUAAUACAGAAGAAUCUAUUAUGGAAGAUACAACGACAAACUCUGAAGGAAUAUUCACUGAUGUAACAGCUUCCGGUACAACGUCCGUCCCUAUUUUACCGCCUAAAGAUAUUAUGGACACGAUAUUAGAGAUAGCAAAUGCUACAAAAAAUCCUAUUCGUGUUGAACAUCCAAGUACAACACCACUACAAAAUGUUACAAGUGAUGGGGUUUCCAAGACGACCACGUUGUUACCCCAACCUCUAGAAUCCUCUGUUAGACUUCCAAUUGUCCCGCCGACAGACAUCAUGAGCCAACUGCUAGAUAUCGCGAACAAUGGUACAAAUAAAACAAUAGUUUUCCCAGAGUUUGCUGAUAAAGAUGUGAGUUCACAAACAUCGGAACAAGCAACUCUCAAAUCAACAGUGUUAUCAGAAGAAACAACAACACCGCAAAAACAAACAACAGAAGUCAGUUCUUUAAUAUCCUCAACAACAACACAACAAACAACUGGAGUAGAUAUUAUGACAACAGUACCUUCUGACGUUGUCUCAACACAACAACCUACGUCAAUGCUACAAAAAACACAAGCGACAACUGUUGUUGUUGCAACUAAACAAUCUUUGGAAACAACUACACCAAACAUUAAGUUCUCAACCACAGGAUAUGACCAAACACUAUAUGAUGGUCUGCCUGCAAAUACUAAUGAUGACGAUUGGACAAGUCAUCCCGAAAGUACGACCUCGACCACCAGAAAGACCACAACUCAAGCCGUUAGAAAAGCCCCAAGAGGCGACAUUGAAAUCACUACCCAAACAGACAGACCGGAAAUGACGUCUGUACUACAAACAACUUCCGAUACCAUCUUUUCAAUUACAACACAGAGGAAGGACCCCAUCAUUACCACGACUCUGCCGGACACUGAUGACGUGACAAGAGCGCGGAAUGGAACCGGAACUGACGACACGCAUGAGACAAAAGACACAGUAAUCGUGAUCAUUGUUGGCUCCAUCAUCGGCAUCAUCGUUAUCGUCGCCAUCAUCGCAAUCAUACGGGCAUUCUGCAAAUCCAGGCGUAAGUCAGCAAACAUCACCAUGGUGGAGAAAGGUGGUAUGGAGAAUGGGGGCGGGGCCACUACAGGGAUAGAUAAUCCUCUUGUACAGUUACAACAGGAACAGGAAAUGGUAGAAACAAAUCCGAACCCUGUCGACAUCCAAUCCGGAAAAGGCGAAAAUAAUGGCAAAAUGGAGGCGAAUUUCAGUGAGGGAACUACGGAAAUGAACGGAAAUGGCGUCUCUAAUUCUCCACGAGCUGGAGACGUUGACAUGUUUCAGAGUUCGGCCAGUCCUUAA